This is a messenger RNA of Symbiodinium necroappetens, 1500 nucleotides long. Lineage: Eukaryota; Dinophyceae; Suessiales; Symbiodiniaceae. The record is from the annotation of a GenBank genome assembly.
AUGGAGGCCGUCGGCAACAUCAUGUUGAGCCUCCACCGAAACCUCCAGGAGAUUCAAACAUCCCUGGAUGGCAGAGGUCAGAGCAGAGAGCAUGAGCUCUUGUCAGGCACCUGCAGCUCCAGCUGCGACUCCCAGCUUGCCGCCAGUGGUGACCAGGUUGCACCUUUACCACCAGCAGCACCAGCAGCUCCUCCACUGAGCACACUUGCGCCACCUAGCCGGCAAGCGCAGAUCGCCGUUGCUUGGGUCCAACGCCACCGGCUCAUGGAGCUAUGGGCCACGAAGAGUCCAGUUGUGCGAAUGACCGCCGUGGGGGAGAUUGAGGUCCCAAUCGCUGCCAACGGUACUUUGCAGAAGGCGGCACUCGCCCGCUUGGCACGUGCUGCGGAGGAAGAGAUGCCGCAGGCACUGUCACUGCAGAUCCGGCUCUCACUUCUGUACACCCCUCUGGGCGGGAGGCCGGAACUCUACGGCUAUAGCUUCUCGGGCGCUCGGCUGCGGGUUCAGCGGGUCCAGUGCCGUUUGGCAAGCAAUGCCAGUGAGGGCAUGGUCGUGGUUCACGCUAUCGCAGAGCCGCCGUCUCUUUUCUUUUUCAGAUCUGCCGUCGCCAGCAAAGAAGUGCAAGUUCUGGCCGAAGUGUUGGCCUUCGAGGAUGCUCCCAAGAAGCCAGCAGUUGGAUCGACAGUCCCAGCAAGCAGGAUCUGGAAGCUCGCAGUACCAGUCGCAAAGGCAAAGCCGCAGCCCAAGGCCCAGGCGAAGGCCAAAGCCAAGUUAGGAAAUGGUUCCUCGACUGCGAACCCCGAGCAAUUACAAACUCAGCUAGACCAGCCCUUCAAACCUUUGGGACCUUCGCCCGGGGGCAGAGCAGAGUCUGCCUGGCCCCUGUCUGGUGGAACCUAUCCGACGCCACUCUAUGCGGAUCCGCCUCCUGAGUGUGUACUGGCCUGGGCGUUGCUCCGCUUCGACUUGGCCACCGAGUCGCGCAGCCCCCUGAAGGCCGAGCUACGACCGGGGAAGCUUCGCGAACACUUGGCGAAGAACCUUCCAGGGAAGAGCACUGCUGCCGCAGAGGCAGAGCUAAGCCGCCUUUUUGCGGCAACAUUCAAGGCGAAGCAGCCGCCCUUGCUGGAGUGUGAUGUUCAGGUGAUCCCUUUGGAUGAUGCACCUCGUCGCCUGUUACCACGUGACUUUCCUGCAGUGACAGAAUCUCAUCGCAUGGGUGGACUCGAAGUCAUCGAGGAUGUGUCCGGGCUGCAGAUCGAGGGAGCUCUCAGUGCCAAUGCUCUUGAUCCCGACGUGACUGUCAGAGGGAUUCUCGUGACUCUGCCGGAUGCCGGCUGGAUGGAGAGCUUUCUCAGGUCGGUCCCACAGCCGCCGCAGAUGCCCGGUGUGUCGGAGCCUGAGAGUAUUGGGUUUUCUGACAGGGGUGCCCCAAUUCAGGAAAACAAAAGCAAGCACAUCCGGAAAACGUCGAGGAUCGAUUUGGAGAAUAGCAAAUAA